AUGCCAACAUCAUUAGAUUCUAUUACAAUACCUCAAUUGAUGUCAUUUACUGAUACUGAUGAACAAUUCUUAUUUUGUAACUCAAAUACGCCACAUAAAGUUAUCGCAUUUGCAUCGGAAACAGUAUUACAAAUCUUAAGUGAAAACCAUCAUUGGAAUGCUGAUGGAACUUUUCGUACAGCACCAUCACUGUUUAGCCAAGCAUAUUAUAUACAUGUAUGGGAUGAAUAUAGUAUGAAACCAAUGUUCAGUAUGCAGGAAAAAAAUAUCACUUUAAAACCAUUCUCAAUAUUAAUUGAUUUUGAGCAGUCUUCAAUAAAUGCUAUUAAUAAAGUAUUUCCGUCUACUAAAGUCAAAUGUUGUCAUUUUCAUUAUGCACAAAAUAUUUGGAAAAAACUUAAAAAAUAUGAUUUAGUUAAAUUAUCAAAAGAAGAACAUAUUAGAAGACAAAUAGCUAAUAUUAUAAGUUUGCCUUUAGUACCAACAAACGAAAUAAAUAAUUGCAUGGAACAAAUAAUUGAUGUUUUAUGCAAUAUUGAUUCGAAAUUUGAAAAAUUUACUGACUAUGUAUUAAAUAAUUAUGUCGAAGAUGCUCGAUCUUCAUCUGAUAUAUGGAAUCAUUUCGAUUCAAUUGGUGAAAGAUCUCACACUAAUAGCCAUGUGGAAGGUUGA
Molecule: messenger RNA, 672 nt
Organism: Rotaria socialis
Lineage: Eukaryota; Metazoa; Rotifera; Eurotatoria; Philodinida; Philodinidae
Source: the annotation of a GenBank genome assembly